This is a messenger RNA of Rhagoletis pomonella (apple maggot), 1310 nucleotides long. RefSeq lists its product as uncharacterized. The record is from RefSeq and is a predicted model, not a curated record. NCBI's taxonomy places the organism in Eukaryota, Metazoa, Arthropoda, Insecta, Diptera, Tephritidae. The transcript is spliced from 6 exons. Bases 589 to 1284 code for a protein of 231 amino acids.
UUUGGUUAUUGUUUUUUGUUUUGUGUAUUUAUCAGUGUCUAUUUUGUUGAUUUUUUGUUUGUUUCUAAUUACAAACAAAUGAAAUUGAUUUCUUGAUUUGUGAUUUGACCAAUUCAAAAACACUCGACCGGUUUUGUGUUAUGUUAUGUCUUCUUCAAGAAAAGGAAUCGUUUAGUUUUUAUAAGGUUACCUAAUUAAAUGCUGAAAAUAGAAAAUGAAAAGGUCUGCGCUGACCUGUCCUCGAACCGAAGACCUAUUGAAUGGCAGUUUACAGAUCUACCUGUUCGGCUACGGUUGACCGAUUUUCGCGAUGCUGUCAUAAAAAAGCAACUCUAAAAAUCACCAAAAAUCUCCAUUUUUGGUUCAUUUCUUGACAGAACUUAGCGAUGAACAAAAUGAAUGCGGAUAAAGUGAGUGAAAUGUUUUUGACAGCUCAUAAGGCAAAUUCCUUCGCUAAAAAUCUCUAUUCUUCGCUUCAAUUUCGCGCUAAAUAAAUAAAUCAACAAAAAAUUGGUAAUACUUAUAUGCAUUGUUGCUUGUUUAAAAUACUUCAUUUAAUAAAAUAAUUAAUUGUAAGUAAAAGGAAAAAUGGAAAACAGUAAUAGUAAAAGGGUGACAAAGGAGCAAAAAGAUAUGCUGAUUAAAUAUAUGGAAGAACACAGGGAGUUUGCUCACGACAGAUUCGCCAAUAACACCGGCUACAAAAAUUUACUGGAUCAGUGGAACCACCUUGGCCCGAAAUUAAAUGCGUGUGGAGGAGCUGUAAAGGAUGGUGAAGGAUGGAAAAGAGCGUGGAUAAAUAUGAGGAGCAAGGCCAAACAAAAAUUUGUGGACUUAGGAUAUGCAAUUGAGCGAAGCGGUAUCGAUUCAUCAAUUAGUGACAAGCAUUUAAGCCACUCAGAUGAGCGCAUCAUUAGCCUGAUGAACUCAGAGUCAAUUGUCGGUCAAACGGAAGUUGCCGAGCUAUUGAGCAGCAGCGAUGGAGUAACUUCCGUGGAAAUAUUUGACACCCCUGCCGACCAUUUUAAAAUAGAAUUUGUUGAGGAAAGCGUUGAGAAAGCGCAAACAGAAAAUAUAGUUCUUGAGGAUCCACUGCCACCACAACAUAUGGCUGCGAAAAGGAGAAUGGACAUUGAAGAACGCCGACUUGCUAUGGAGGAAAGAAAAAUUGCAGCGCUGGAGACCAGAAAUUCCAUUGAAUUGAGAAAGGCCGACGCUUUGGAGCAAAAUAAUGCAUUAUUGUCCAAUAUACUAAAAAAAUUGGACGAAAUAUUGCAAAAAUGAGUGCUCGCUCACACACUAUAGGCACU